CGUGCAGUACAUGGUGUUCCUGGUAAGUAUCAACGUGCUAGCUUUCGACGCAAGUACUGACAAUAUCAAUUCUCACAGGGGAUUACAACCUGGUGGCUUUAGAUUACUUGCCAAAAUGCGAUCUUCAUUGGGUAGGAAACUGUAAUGAGCUUAAUGCUGGAUACGCUGCUGAUGGAUAUGCUCGAAUCAAUGGAAUGGCUGCAUUGGUCACCACUUUCGGUGUGGGUGAGCUAUCGGCACUCAAUGCUAUUGCUGGUGCAUACUCCGAGUUUGUGCCUAUUGUUCACAUCGUUGGCCAACCGCAUACGAGAUCACAGAAGGAUGGGAUGCUCCUCCACCACACUCUGGGCAACGGCGACUUCAACGUCUUCACCAGAAUGAGCGCCGACAUCUCUUGCACUCUUGGAUGCUUGAACCAAACUCAUGAGGUGGCGACCCUCAUUGACAAUGCUAUCCGCGAAUGUUGGCUUCGCAGUCGACCGGUUUAUAUCUCUCUCCCUACCGAUAUGGUGACUAAGAAGAUUGAGGGAGAACGGCUGGAUACCCCUCUCGACCUCAGCCUGCCACCGAACGAUCCCGAAAAGGAAGAUUAUGUUGUGGACGUGGUUCUGAAGUAUCUGCACGCUGCAAAGAAACCCGUUAUUCUUGUCGACGCUUGUGCUAUCCGCCAUCGUGUGCUCGAUGAAGUUCAAGAGUUCGUGGAAAAAUCUGGGUUACCCACAUUCGUGGCUCCAAUGGGUAAAGGAGCAGUGGACGAGACUCACAAGAACUACGGCGGUGUUUACGCUGGUACUGGAUCAAACCCCGGUGUUCGUGAGCAAGUCGAGUCGUCAGACUUGAUUCUGAGCAUCGGUGCUAUCAAGUCCGAUUUCAACACGACUGGAUUCUCCUACCGUAUUGGCCAACUCAACACCAUUGACUUCCACAGUACAUACGUGCGCGUCCGGUACUCCGAAUAUCCUGAUAUUAACAUGAAAGGCGUCCUUCAAAAAAUUGUUCAAAGAAUGGGCAAUCUCAAUGUCGGGCCAGUCUCGUCGCCGUCGAACCUACUGCCAGACAACGAGAAGGCAUCAACUGAACAGGCGAUUACCCACGCAUGGCUCUGGCCUACAGUCGGGCAGUGGUUGAAAGAAAAGGAUGUUGUUAUCACAGAGACUGGCACUGCCAACUUCGGUAUCUGGGACACUCGGUUCCCAGCAGGUGUUACAGCCAUUAGCCAGGUUCUUUGGGGUAGUAUCGGUUAUUCAGUCGGAGCCUGUCAAGGAGCCGCGCUGGCCGCGAAGGAGCAAGGUCGACGAACUGUACUUUUCGUGGGCGAUGGAAGUUUCCAGCUGACGCUCCAGGAAGUCAGUACCAUGAUUAGGAAUAACCUUAACCCUAUCAUCUUUGUCAUUUGCAACGAAGGAUAUACCAUCGAACGGUAUAUUCAUGGAUGGGAAGCUGUUUACAAUGACAUCCAGCCCUGGGACUUCUUGAACAUCCCUGUGGCAUUCGGCGCGAAGGACAAGUAUAAAGGAUACAAAGUCACAACCCGGGACGAGUUAAGGGAGCUUUUCGCAAAUGAAGAGUUUGCUUCGGCACCUUGUCUGCAGGUAGGUGACCACCCGUUUGCCCCUGUCUGAAAAGUACCAGUGAUACUAAUCAGAGUAGUUGGUUGAGCUCCACAUGCCUCGCGACGAUUGCCCAGCCAGUUUGAAAUUGACAGCCGAAUCGGCCGCUGAGCGGAACAAGUCCCUUUAAUUUCUUCAAAACAUACUCCGGAAUAGACUAAACUCUUUCCUUCUUUACGAUUCGGGAAAUCGGUUUCAGUUGGCAUGCCACCAUGGAUCUUUAAUUUCAUCAUGACACGUGGUUAAGAGAUUCUGUUCAUUGCGAUAGUUUUAAUGAGUUCGUUUUCUACUUCACCUCUCUUUCUUCCUUUUUCUUAAUACUUUUAAGUUAAUACUCGAAUCAAUUGGAUUGAACCACAAUGAAUCAAAGGUUCUUGGAAUAUAAGGAAAAAAGGAGAAGAACAAGAAUCUCGGGUGUACGGGGGUGGUUGAACAAGCUUUGUUCAAGUGCUGUUCAGGGAAGAAAGUGUGGCUAGCUGGACUCAGGGACCGCUGUAGGGCUGAAAGAAACGUUCAACAAUUAAAAGUGGGGAAAAGGAGGUAGUUCUG
Aspergillus pseudonomiae is the source of this 2159-nucleotide messenger RNA. Its product is annotated as alpha-keto acid decarboxylase family protein. The record is from RefSeq and is a predicted model, not a curated record. NCBI's taxonomy places the organism in Eukaryota, Fungi, Ascomycota, Eurotiomycetes, Eurotiales, Aspergillaceae. Gene Ontology annotation, molecular function: carboxy-lyase activity; magnesium ion binding; thiamine pyrophosphate binding. The coding region runs from base 195 to 1622 and encodes 475 amino acids. The transcript is spliced from 3 exons.